CACUUCUGGCCCCUAGUAUUGCCCAGGCCCUUCAGUCGCGGAGCACGCCCCGCCCCCGUCCCCCAACUCUCGGUCUCCUGGACUGGAGUGAGGCUCCCGUCACUCGAACGCACGGCGGCAGUGGCGGCAGCGGGAAGAUGGCGGAGUCCGGCGGCGGCAGUGGUGUUGGCUUCGGCGCGGGCCCCGGCCCGGAGCGCCCUAGCAGCAUGGCCGAUAAGAACGGAGCCCUCAAGUGCACCUUCUCAGCGCCUGGCCAUAGCACCAGCCUCCUACAGGGCCUGGCCACACUUCGCUCACAGGGCCAGCUCCUGGACGUCGUGCUCACAGUCAACAGAGAGACCUUCCAUGCGCACAAGGUGGUCCUGGCUGCCUGCAGUGACUACUUCAGGGCCAUGUUCACAGGUGGCAUGAGGGAGGCAAGUCAGGACAUCAUUGAGCUGAAGGGCUUGUCAGCACGCGGCCUACGGCACAUCAUUGACUUUGCCUACAGCGCCGAGGUGACACUGGACCUGGACUGUGUGCAGGACGUGCUGGGUGCAGCUGUGUUCCUGCAGAUGCUGCCAGUGGUGGAGCUGUGUGAGGAGUUCCUCAAGGCCGCCAUGAGCGUGGAGACCUGCCUGCACAUCGGCCAUAUGGCCACCACCUUCAGCCUGGCCUCACUCAAAGAGUCUGUGGAUGCCUUCACCUUCCAGCACUUCUUGCAGAUUGCUGCCGAGGAGGACUUCCUGCAGCUGCCACUGGAACGCCUUGUCUUCUUCCUGCAGAGUAACCGGCUACAAAGCUGCGCUGAGAUUGACCUGUUCCGUGCUGCUGUCCGCUGGCUGCAGCAUGAUCCUGCCCGGCGGCCACGGGCCAGCCACGUGCUCUGCCAUAUCCGUUUCCCACUCAUGCACUCGUCUGACCUGGUGGACAGUGUGCAGACACUGGACCUCAUGGUGGAGGACGUGCUGUGCCGUCAGUACCUGCUAGAGGCCUUUAACUACCAGGUGCUGCCCUUUCGGCAGCACGAGAUGCAGUCCCCUCGCACAGUUGUGCGCUCUGACGUACCCUCUCUGGUGGCUUUUGGUGGCACACCAUACACUGACAGUGACCAUGCUGUUAGCAGCAAAGUAUACCAGCUGCCUGAGCCAGGAGCCCGCCAUUUCUGCGAGCUUACAGAGAUGGAGGUGGGCUGCAGCCACACAUGCGUGGCUGUGCUGGACAACUUUGUGUACGUGGCUGGGGGUCAGCACCUACAGUACCGCAGUGGUGAAGGUGCAGUAGAUACCUGCUACCGCUAUGACCCGCACCUGAACCAGUGGCUGCGUCUGCAAGCCAUGCAGGAGAGCCGCAUCCAGUUCCAGCUGAAUGCACUGUGCGGCAUGGUCUAUGCCACGGGUGGCCGCAACCGAGCUGGCAGCCUGGCCUCAGUUGAAAGAUACUGCCCGAGGCGCAAUGAGUGGGGCUAUGCCUGCUCACUGAAGCGCCGCACCUGGGGCCAUGCAGGUGCCUCGGCUGGGGGCCGCCUCUACAUCUCAGGUGGCUAUGGCAUUUCGGUAGAUGACAAGAAGGCACUGCACUGCUAUGAUCCUGCAGCCGACCAGUGGGAGUUUAAGGCACCCAUGAGUGAGCCCCGAGUUUUGCACGCUAUGGUGGGGGCUGGUGGCCGCAUCUAUGCCCUGGGUGGCCGCAUGGACCAUGUGGACCGCUGCUUUGAUGUGCUGGCUGUGGAGUACUAUGUGCCUGAGACUGAUCAGUGGACCAGCGUGAGCCCCAUGAGGGCUGGCCAGUCAGAGGCUGGUUGCUGCCUGUUGGACAGGAAAAUCUAUGUUGUUGGGGGCUAUAAUUGGCGCCUCAACAACGUGACAGGCAUUGUGCAGGUGUAUAAUACUGAGACGGACGAGUGGGAACGUGACCUGCACUUCCCUGAGUCCUUUGCAGGCAUCGCCUGUGCCUCAGUCCUGCUGCCUCGUGCUGGGAGCAGGAGGUAGCUCCUAGGACACCCCCUCUUGCCAUGACCUGGCUGCAUGCUGUUCUUGCCAGAGGCUUGGUGAGCACAUAUCCUAUGGAGAACCUCAUCACCCCGACCCCAAACCUUUGACCACCCACCCCUGGCUGGCCAUGUAGGCCCUCUGUGUUGAUAAGCCUCUUUCCUAGGGUCCUUCCUUCCUGAAGCAGAGCUUGGCUCUGUGCCUGCCCAGGGAGCCUGCCAGUGAGGAGGCAGACAUGUUAUGGCAGAAAACUUGAGCCUGAGGCAGUUUUCUCAUCUGCACAGGGUCAUCACUCAGGGGCAGUAAUCGGGAAUCGGGAGUGUUACCAUGCCCCACUUCUCUCCCACUCCUCAGCCUGGCAGUCUCAGACAUUCAGAUGAGGGCUCAUUAGUGUCAUUCCAAAUUCAUGGUAUGCCACUUUCCUCCUCCCAAGUUUCUUGUGCUUGUGUGUUUUAAAAUAACUGCACCCCACAUCUCUGUCAUUUGGACCCCUUGGAGCAGGAGGGGCUUGGAAGCACCCAGAUCGAAGUGAUGACCAAGGGUAGUUAGUUCUGUCUCCCAAAUGAGCCCAAGCUGUUGAGUGGGAGGGAGGCCAUAGGGAGGGUCGGCAAUUGCCCCUACUCCUGUCCUUGGUCUGAGACCCUCAGGGUGUUUGUUCAUUUGCUUUCAGAAGGAAAAACCAUAGCCACCUCCUGGAGAUGGUUUUUAUAGGUUCAGGCCUCCCACUGGGCAACGUGGAGGGCCCUAAGGAGAAUUGGGCCAAUGUCCCUGUCCCACAGAUGAAAGAGGAUGCUGCUUUAGAAUCUCAGUACGUCUGCAUUCCACAGGUCUGUUCAAGGAUUUUUAUUUUGUCCACUCUCCAGCCCUGUACUCCCUCGGUCCUGUGUUCAGGUCGAAGUGCCACUUGGCUCAAGACUACCAGUGCAGAAAGUCAGGCAGAUGGGAACCUUUCUUUUCAAGGGCUUCACAGCAUUUAUGGCUGCAUUUGUUUUGGUCUCUAAACCUUUUUUUCUGUUGUUCCAUUUUGUUUUUUUUUUUAAAGCAGCCAGCACUGCUGUCUUAUAAAUGGGAUUUGUACCCUUGGGGCAACUUAAAGUGUCUCUCUACUGCUAACAGAUGAUUGAUGUCAUGUCUCUGUGACCCACUCGCUGUGUAAAGAAUUAACCUCAUACCUUAGCAGACGUCGUCUCCUAAUAUUUUCCUUGUAUUUAAUAAAAAUGUUAUGGUGAAAGAUGGA
This is a messenger RNA of Phyllostomus discolor (pale spear-nosed bat), 3207 nucleotides long. It is a transcript of the gene KLHL26, whose product is annotated as kelch like family member 26. Gene Ontology annotation, molecular function: protein binding. The record is from RefSeq and is a predicted model, not a curated record. NCBI's taxonomy places the organism in Eukaryota, Metazoa, Chordata, Mammalia, Chiroptera, Phyllostomidae. The transcript is spliced from 3 exons. The coding region runs from base 138 to 1970 and encodes 610 amino acids.